Messenger RNA from Arachis duranensis, 588 nucleotides. Its product is annotated as protein FAR1-RELATED SEQUENCE 5-like. Bases 1 to 588 code for a protein of 195 amino acids. The record is from RefSeq and is a predicted model, not a curated record. The transcript is spliced from 2 exons. Lineage: Eukaryota; Viridiplantae; Streptophyta; Magnoliopsida; Fabales; Fabaceae.
AUGCAAAGUUCGAUCGGGAAAAAGCAUGAUUGGGUCUUGUUGAAGGUUGAACUAAAUCACUCGCACCCGUGUUCAACUAAGAAGGCGGUGCACUACCAUGAGAACAGGGAGUUAACAAUGCAUGCGAAGUGUAUCAUUGAGGUUAAUGAUGAGGCGGGCAUUCGACCCAACAAGACCUUUCUUGCAUUAGCUAAUGAAGUUGGUGGGCCUUCGAACUUGAGCUUCUCAGAGAAGAACGUCAGGAAUUAUAUUUCAUCAACACUCCGAUCUACAAAUGUCAACGCAGAUGUCAAGGAGAUGCUGAAUUACUACAUGCAAAUGAAGGAGUUGAUUUCGAACUACUUUUACGCAGUGAAUUUAAAUAAGGAUAACAAGUUUAUGAGUGCAGUUUGGGUGGAUGCAAGGUGUAGGGCAUCUUAUGAAUACUACGGAGAUAUGGUCUCAUUUGAUACCACAUACAGUACGAACCGGCAUGGAUUGCCGUUCGCUGCUUUUAUUGGUGUGAACCACCAUGGUAAGUCUACUUUGUUAGGCUGCGCUUUGCUAGGCAGUGAGGAGAUCCCGAAUUUUGAGUGGGUGUUCACAUAA